Messenger RNA from Malus domestica (apple), 1918 nucleotides. RefSeq lists its product as uncharacterized. The record is from RefSeq and is a predicted model, not a curated record. Gene Ontology annotation, cellular component: U2-type spliceosomal complex; RES complex. Gene Ontology annotation, molecular function: RNA binding. Lineage: Eukaryota; Viridiplantae; Streptophyta; Magnoliopsida; Rosales; Rosaceae. Gene Ontology annotation, biological process: mRNA splicing, via spliceosome.
UAUAAGGCUAAUCAAAUUCCUCCUCGAUUCGACGGUUCGCACUUCCAGACUCGACGACUACUCGCAGUCGCAGGGCCGCAACCCCAACGUUGAACCGCCAACCCCCACCCGUCUCUAUUUGUUUCUUCUCGCCGUCUUCGUCGACCUGUUAGCGGGUUUAGGAAGGUGAAUGAGCUAUGGCGUCUUCGAGUAAAUCUUUGAAAGAGUAUUUGAAACGGUAUGAAGUGAAUAAUGAAGAGGAUAAGAAGAAAAAGAAGAAGAACAAGAAGCAGAAAACCAAGGCGGAGCCAAUGGGCGUUUUAGUGGUUGAUGAAGACCCUGUUUGGCAGAAACCGGUGAAUGUUGAGGAAGAUAAUGGUGACAAUUCAUCGGAUGAAGACAAACCUGUAGUUGAUGAGGACAUUGAGAUUAAGAGGAUGAAGAGACUUCAACAAUUGAGGGCCAGACGUCCCUUUAAUUCCAUAUCCGAAGAUGGAAGCGGUUGGGUUACAGUUGGAGACUCUCCUCCUAAACAGUCAAACUCUGAUUUAUCUCCACCUCGUAGGGAGAGGAGUUUGGUUCUGAAAUCUGAACCAAUGUCUCCGAAAAAUAGGAGGGAAGAUGCUGACUUGUCACCUCCACGACAGAGACGGAAGCGCCACCACACCCCGUCACCCGAGCCUGAAACAAAUCACGAGUACUUGCCUCCUCCUCCUGGAUCAGACCUUUCACCCCCAAGGAAAAGGAGGCAGGAUGUUGAUACAGAUCUGUCUUCACCAAGGAAGAGCAGGAAGGAUAGUAAUAAAGAUCUGUCUCCACCAAGGAAGGGCAGGAAGUACGCUGAUUCAGAUCUUUCUCCACCGAGGAAAGGUAGGAACAAUGUUGAUGCUGAUCUUUCUCCACCAAGGAAUAGCAGGAGGGAUGUUGAUACUGAUCUUUCCCCACCAAGGAAAAGCAGGAAGGAUGUUGAUGGUGAUCUUUCCCCGCCAAGGAAUAAAAAGCAAGUUACUCCGCACCCUCGUAAAGAGCAACCAAAAGUUGGUCUGAUCUCUGGCCGAGAGAUUAGUGACGAGAUCAAUAAAACGAAGAAGGAUGAGUGGUUAAGAUUUCAACAGAUGGAUCCUUCUGUAAGUGGGAGAGAGGCAGUACCUAUAUAUCGUGAUAAGAAAACAGGGGAACGCAUUUCGAAGGAGGAGCUUUUGAAAUCGCAAAGGAAAAUAGAUGAAAAACCAAAGGAGAUAAAGUUGGAAUGGGGCAAAGGCUUGGCCCAAAAGCGAGAAGCUGAAACUAAGCUGGAGGAAUUAGAACUUGAGAAGGAUAAGCCUUUUGCGCGGACUAGAGAUGAUCCAGAACUCGACAAAAUAUUGAAAGAGAGGACAAGGUGGGGCGAUCCCAUGGCACAUUUGGUAAAGAAAAAGCAUUCCGAGCCAGUUCUCUCUAACUUGGGGGAUGAUGAGAAAAUGAAGGAAUCUGGAUUCAUUAUUCCCCAGGAUAUUCCUGUUCACAGCUGGUUAAAAAGAGGAUUGGAUGCUGCACCAAAUCGAUACGGUAUAAGACCAGGAAGACAUUGGGAUGGAGUUGAUCGCAGUAACGGAUUUGAGAAGGGAAUGUUCAAAAGGAAGAAUGAGAAACAAGCCACGGAGGCAGAAGCUUAUCUUUGGUCUGUGGCGGAUAUGUGACUUGUACCGAGUAAGGAAUCCAUGUACUUGCAUCUUUGGACAGCCACUACAGAUCUGCUAUCGUACUAAUUGUUAUCGAUGAAUGUAACACUAUACUAGUCUGAGGUUCCUCUUGCUAAGAGCGCAGUGGGAAUUCUGUACACUCCUGCAGCUGAUAUCGUUUGUGUUUUUUGCCGCUAUAGGCAAUGUUUGUCACCAGCCAUGAUGGUUGGGUUUGGUUUCCUUUGCAAAUCCAAUGGAGAUUCAAAAAGAUUUGAGUA